AUGGCUAAGGAGAAGAAGGGAGGAAAGAGCGAGGGCAAGAAGGCCAAGGCGGCAGAGAAGAAGCAGAAGGCGGAGAAGAAGGCGGCGAAGAAGGCUAAGGUCAAGAAUGCCAAGCAAGAAGGCAGCGAUGCCGAGGACGUGGACCUGGAUGCGGUUCUGGAAGAGUACAAGCGGCAGCAGGAGCAGUUCCUAAAGAUCACCGAGGUGGUGGCCGUGGAGCCGCCAAGGGCGCGGGCAGCGGCGAGUUUCCUGGCGUCGCCGGGCAACAGCAACCAGCUGCUGCUGUUUGGAGGGGAAUACUUCAAUGGGGCGCUGGCGACCUUCUUCAACGACCUGCACGUGUACUACAUUGACCGGGACGAGUGGCGGACGGUGACGUCGCCAAACACACCGCUGCCGCGGUCGGGCCAUGCGUGGUGUCGGGGUGGCAACCAGAGCGGCAGCGUGUUUCUGUUUGGGGGGGAGUUUAGCUCGCCGAAGCAGGGGACGUUUUACCACUACAAUGAUUUCUGGCGACUGGACGCAGCCUCGCGUGAAUGGACACGGUUGGACAGCGGUAGCGGAGGUGGUGGAAAGGGAAAGUCGCCGCCAGCACGCAGCGGUCAUCGGAUGACAUACUACAAGAACUACAUCAUCCUGUUUGGCGGCUUUCAGGACACGGCCAACCAGACACGCUACCUGGCAGAUCUCUGGAUCUACGACACGGCUAAUUUCAUGUGGCACUGCCCUACACUGCCGCCAGCCCAGCUGAAGCCUGACGCCCGCUCAUCCUUCACGCUGCUACCGCACGAACAGGGUGCUGUGCUGUACGGCGGCUACUCGCGCGUCAAGACAGCCGUGGGCAACAGACAGGGCGGUGGCGGCCAGCGCAUGGCCAUGAAGGCCGUCGUGCACCAGGACUGCUUCUUCCUGCGCAUCACGCCACCGGCAGCCGGGGCCGCACCAGGAGCACCGCCCCAAGUGCGCUGGGAACGACGAAAGAAGCCGGCCAACACGCCUGUCCCCGUGCGGGCUGGCACCACCAUGGCCUUUCAUCGCGGCCGGGGCAUCCUCUUUGGCGGCGUGCACGACGUUGAGGAGAGCGAGGAGGGUCUCGACAGUGAGUUCUUUAACGGCCUUUUUGCCUGGAACAUUGAGCGGAACCGGUUCUUCCCCAUGGCGCUACGCAAGCCGCGGACUGCACCCAAAAAAACGGCCGGAUUCGGUGGAGGAGCAGACGGUCAGCGGGUCGGCAGGCGGAAUCGUGCUGCAGCCAACGAAGAGGAGCUGUUGCGCCAGCUGGCCGCGCUCGAAGCGACGGACAAGAAGAAAGGCAGUGGCGGUAAUGAGGAAGACGAUGCCAUGGAUGUGGAUGGUGCUGAUGUUGCUGCUGCUGCUGCGAAAGCCGAAGAGGAGGCAGCGGUUGUGGUGCGGCAGAAGCCUGUGUCGAUGGAGCUACCACACGUACGCUUCAACUCGCUGCUGGCCGUGCAGGGUGACGUGCUGUACAUCUAUGGCGGCACGUACGAGAAGGACGACCGCGAGUUUACGUUUGACGAUAUGUACGUCGUCGAUCUCGGCAAGCUGGACGGCUGCAAAGAGAUUUUCAGUCGGGCUCUGGACGACACCUGGAUUGCGACCGGGCCCAAGAAGAUCUCACCGAGCUUGCGCAAGAAGGGCAAGACAGCCUCUGAGGCUGGCUCGGACUCGACGGCGCCGUCAGUGGCCAGCACAGACGACAUGGACACCGAAACCGAGGCUGACACUGCGGCCACGUCCGACGACGGUCUGCCAUACCCAAGGCCAUUUGAAUCCCGUCGCGACUUCUUCAACCGCACGUCCAACGAGUGGCAGGAGAUCCUCAUGACGAGCCUGCGCUGGAAGGGCAUCCAGCCGGAGUCACUAGCCAUCAAGGAAAUCAAGACCAAGGCGUUUGAGAUGAGCGAGGAGAAGUGGUGGGACUGCCGCGAAGAGAUCAACGCGCUCGAGGACGAACAGGAAGCUGCCGGCAUCGGCGAGGUCGUGUCGCUGGCCGACCGUGCAGGAGGCGGAAGCGGAGGCGGUGGAGGCAGCAGUGGUGGUGGAGCCCAACGCAGGAGACAUACGGUCCGUCACAUCACCAUGCCUGUUGGAAUCCAGAGGUUGAAUGCGCGGAAGUCGCAGCCGAAUCCACACAUUGUGUUCAUCAAGCCGCUCAAGGGACCGGAUGAGGAGGCAGCCCGCGACUUUCUCGAGCGAAUAGCAGCGCAAUGUGUGCCGAUCAUGCGGGAGAACCACCUCAGCGUGGUCACGCUGGAGGAGUACGAGCCGAACGCGUCGUUUGUCGGGCGCAACUUCAACGGCGGCGAGGUGAUCCAGCUGGUGCUCAAGGCGCGUUUUUCUGGCCGCUGGCUGCCCUUUCCGUACGUCCAGAUGGUCAUGAUGCACGAGCUGGCCCACUGCCGCCACAUGAAUCACGCGCGCGCCUUCUGGGCCGUGCGCGACACCUAUGCCGCCCACAUGCGCGGCCUGUGGGAGCAGCACUACACGGGCGAGGGUCUCUGGGGGCGCGGCGCGCGGCUGGACGAUGCGUUUGGCGAGCGAAACACGGCGCGACCGGACGGCGACGAUGACGGCGUGCUGCUGGAGCACCUCUGCGGCGGGACGUUUCGGUCGCGUGGCCGAGCCAAGAAGCGGAAGCCGGCCCUGACGUACCGCGAGCAGCAGGAGCGGCGGAUCCGGCGCAAGUUUGGCGAGAAUGGGAUGUCGCUGGGAGGAGACAUUGCAGCACGGGCACGACUGGAGGAAAAGACGGCCAAAAGCGUGGCCGUGAAGCCGCGGGUGGCCAAGAGCAAGCGCGGCCGGGACUUGCGGGCAGCAGCAGCACUGGCCCGGUUUGAGCAGAAUGCCACGGAGAAGGAGGUGAAGGAGGGAGAAGGUGACGAUAUCGCUUCCAUCAAGCGGGACGCAGACGAAGAGUCGUCCGACGACGACACAAAAGACCGGGACGCACCCGAUGCUGUAGAUAUUGACGGCACGCGCAUGGUGGACGGCCAGGGACGAGGAAUGGUGCGGGUAUGCGAGAUCAACGGUCUGGACGACGACGACGACGAGGCCGAUACCAAGAGGGAGUUGCGCGAACUGCUGCAGGGAUCGACGUGGGAGAGAAGUCCGAAAGUAGAGGAAGAGCCAGAAGGCGACAAGCAACAACAACAACAGCAGCAGAAGCAGCAGUGUCGAGAUGGCCAGAGACAGACGCCAACCGUCAAGUCGGAGCCGAAACAGGAGACCAGAGAACGGACGCUGAUGGGGAUUCCUCUGGCUCCUGCCCAUGCCCCUGCCACAAUCACCUCUGUCUGUCCCGUCUGCUCUCUGGCCAACGGGCCGCUGUCCGUCACCUGCGCCAUGUGCGCCCAUGUCCUGCUCUUCGAGGCUGACCCGGCCGCAUGGCAGUGCCACAGUGCUGUUUGCAGCAGCAGUGCGGACAACCGCUACAGAAACGCGGGCGACUGUGGCCUAUGCGGCGUAUGCGGCCAGCGGAGGGAGAGCAAGCCGGGUGGAUAA
Grosmannia clavigera kw1407 is the source of this 3522-nucleotide messenger RNA. RefSeq names its product kelch repeat protein. The record is from RefSeq and is a predicted model, not a curated record. Gene Ontology annotation, molecular function: protein binding. Bases 1 to 3522 code for a protein of 1173 amino acids. The transcript has 5 exons. NCBI's taxonomy places the organism in Eukaryota, Fungi, Ascomycota, Sordariomycetes, Ophiostomatales, Ophiostomataceae.